AUGGCCGACUCAGGAGAUAAAAGCAGCGCCAGCACUAUCACCGUCGCCGACGUGCGACCUAAGAGAUCAGGCAAGCUCCGCCAGACGUGCGACCCGUGCAGCGAAGCCAAAGUCAAGUGCGACAAAGGGAACCCGCGCUGCGGCCGCUGCGACAGGCUGUCGUAUGACUGUGUCUACAGUCCCGCAAGACGCAUCGGCAGGCCGCGUCCGCGGUCCCGGCGCUCCCCAGAGCAUGACGGUGGGGCAUGUCCAGCCCCCGAGACUUCCUGUCGACAUACUCGCGAAGACGCCUCCGUGACGACUGAUGAAGCAACCAGCAAGAAAUGUCCGACACCAGCGUCAGCUCAACCGCCUUCGGCUUCAGGCCAGCCUGCUCGACAACAGACACCAACGUCGCGGCAUAUGAGCCUAGACUUUGACGAGCCCUUGCCAGACAGCCUCUUCAACGACAGCCACUGGGGCGUACCCAUCAGUACCAGUGCUGGCACCAGCGUCGGCUCCGGUUGUAACGACAGAUGCAGCACCAGGAGCAGUACCAGAAGCAGUGCGAGGGGCAGCACACGAAGCACCGAUAUCCAUCACAACGCUAGCACAAGCAUUGGAGGCCUCAUUAGUAUCGGCCGCGAAUUUAACUCUACACCAAAUAUGGACGAAGGACGACGCAACCCUUACGAAUACGACUGCGCGACCGUGGCUGUCGCUACUCUCGGCGCUCUCGCAGCAACAGGGCUCGACGGCCAGACAACGGCGGCCGCCGAGGUCCUCGCCGACCAGAUACCUCAUGCAUGUCGACAGGCCGCACGAAUAUUGGUUUGCCCGUGCUCGGCCGACAUGGAUAGAGCGCUGCUGGCGGCAUCACUCGCAGCCGCGAUUCUCGAUGUUGCUGAUACCGCCCUGCGUGCCCUCAAGCCGCCGGGGCGGGCGCUUGAAGACGAGCAGCACACGGUGCUGGCGCUCGGUACCAUCCCAAACAUCUCCCGCGUGGUCACCCUCUUCACACACCGAUACAGCGCUACGCAGGUUGGUCGGCCGCCAGAGGCUCUUUCAUUGCUUGCCGCUUCGUUGAGGACCACGCUAAAGACUAUGGCUGAGGACACGACGAAUCGAUUCCUUGAAGGCGGUACCACUUCUUCCUCUCAUCAAGGGGGCAACUAG
This is a messenger RNA of Colletotrichum graminicola M1.001, 1155 nucleotides long. RefSeq lists its product as uncharacterized. Gene Ontology annotation, molecular function: DNA-binding transcription factor activity, RNA polymerase II-specific; zinc ion binding. The record is from RefSeq and is a predicted model, not a curated record. The transcript has a single exon. NCBI's taxonomy places the organism in Eukaryota, Fungi, Ascomycota, Sordariomycetes, Glomerellales, Glomerellaceae. Gene Ontology annotation, biological process: regulation of DNA-templated transcription. Bases 1 to 1155 code for a protein of 384 amino acids.